Sparassis crispa is the source of this 5067-nucleotide messenger RNA. RefSeq lists its product as hypothetical. The transcript has 14 exons. The record is from RefSeq and is a predicted model, not a curated record. Bases 1 to 5067 code for a protein of 1688 amino acids. Lineage: Eukaryota; Fungi; Basidiomycota; Agaricomycetes; Polyporales; Sparassidaceae.
AUGCGAGACGAUGUCCACUGGAUGGAGCCUGUGGCUGUCGCAUCUACGCGGCCCACCACACGUCGAUUUACGCCUCAGGAUGGCACUUUCGCACCGCAAUUGCAGGCAGGUGCGUCCGGCGACGAGCAUCAGCUCGGCAAACCGAUCAGUUUAAGCUCUCCGAUUCGUAUUUUUCCUGAGCCCCCAACCAUGGAAGCAAGUACGAGCCGGCGCCUUACUCUAGAUAUUGACCCCACUAGGCCUAUACCCGUCACCACCUACGGUUGGACCUUCGAUGGAUUGAUCAGCAAGGGAAACCGUUUCAAACCAGUCCCUCGUGUGUCAGCGCUGGCCUCUGUGCGAGAGCUUGAGGAGGUCGUCAAGAACCACGAGCAGUCUGGCAUACCGCUUGUUAUCGAAAACUGGCACGAACGUCCGGAAUGGAGGAAAGAUAUCUUUAAUGUUGAUUGGCUACUUGAACAUCAUGGCAAUGACAUCUUCCCUGUGCGAAAUGUCCAUAACCGCAACGACACUACUAUUAUGCUCAAAGACUUCAUCCAGAAGUCUCGUACGAUGCUGCCGUGCAUUACCCCAGGAGAGAACGAAAGGUUGUACGGGAAGGAUGCAGAUUGCCCAUCGGAUUGGAGAGAUUGGCUUGAUUCUGACAUCUUUCCCUCAGAGCUUCUGCCCAAUGGGUCUAAUAAUCUCCUCCAACACUCAGACGAAGUCGAGCACUUAAUGUGUUAUCUCGGAAUCGGAGACACCUUUACGCCAUGUCACAAGGACCUGUGCGCUUCGUCGGGCCAUAACGUCAUGUGCUACACCGAGAAUGACGGGUGCUCGUACUGGUUUAUGACUGCAUCCUCUGACGCACCCGACGUCGCCAAGUAUUUUCAGGAUGUGCUCGGGCAGGAGCUCGAUUGGGAGAACCACGUCGCUAGCGUGGAGGAGUUCGCGCAGGCGCCGUUCGAUGUGUAUGUCGUGGAGCAGAAGCUAGGAGACUUCGUGCUGGUGCCGCCAAGGAGUUGUCAUCAGGUCAUGAAUUUUGGUGGGCUCACAGUGAAGAUGUCGUGGUCAAGAAUGACCAUCGCUGGGCUAAGCAUCGCCUUGCAUCAUGAGCUCCCUAUAUACCGCCGCGUUUGCCGUGCGGAGAAGUACCGCAUCAGGUCCACAAUCUACCGAUCCCUUCUAUAUCUAACGAAGGAGCUUGAGGAAACGUUAGAAAAUUCGCUUGAUUUGCACGAGCCUUCCCCUUCCAUACCAGUAAGACGUUCUCUCCGUGGAAAUCUUGUGGAUUACGCAAGCUCAACUUGUAGCGAGGAAUCAUCGCUUCGUCCGUCGCCUCUCCAUGACAUGCCCUCCGUCCCCCACGCUGGCUCACAAGAACAGGCGAUCAAGCUGGGUGCUCUUGUGAAGCUCUUCGACGAGAUACUUUGCGAAGAAUAUUCGCCUGAUCACCAGAAGCUACGUCGUGUAGCCUCCAACAACAACGCGAGCUGGCACAUAUUUUCGGGGCGUGGAAAAAAUCAUCCGAGUAUCAUCUUGCAACCGCCUGCAGCUGAGUCGAAGGACGACGAGGACGAAGAGGGCGGCUGUGGCUUUUACGGCUGCGACUUUUGUGGCGCGGACAUCUUCCAGAGCUGCUUCGAAUGCAGGAAGUGCAUCUGCAAUCCCGACUCGGAGGAAGAGAGGCUUUUGAUCUGCGCCGCCUGCUAUGUCGAAGGUCGUACAUGUCGCUGCGAGUCGAUGAUGCCCGUCCAAUCCCGCUCCUUCGAGACUCUUCUCCAGGAUCGGAACAAGGCUGUGGAGGUGCUGCUUAGGGGUUCUGAUUCGAAGAUGUGGGUUGGAGACUGGGAGUGUAGCGAGUUGACUGAAAGCACUGUCGCCCAAGGUGACGACAUUCCCAUAUUCGAAGCAGCCUGUAUACUGCACGAUUUACGUCAAACUGCGCGCUCGAAGGGAACAGAAACACGCAAAUGCCGAGCUACAAAGCCUCAUAAUGUGCCUUUGCUAGAAGUCCUUCCUUGUAACAUGUGCCAUGGAGGCAAAUGUUUUCCGCACAUCCUCAAGAAUGGCAUCCAUAGCGCAGAAGCGCUCCUAGCAUAUCGUCGCGACAAGAAGCAAGAGUACUGGCAUCAAAUGCACAAAGACAGCAAGGGUCGCUUGGCUGAGAUUCUCCCCAAGUUGGAGGAAGCCGAAAGAACUGGCUCCUUCUCAAAGCUUAGAGACAGACUUGUGAUAGCCGCACAGCGUUACAACCAGUGCCAAUCAGUCAACGGUGCCUUCACGAAGCCCGGGUGGUACGACCACAAUGAUGUGGAGUCCGAAGACCAUACCGAUCGUUCGGACAUGCCUGAAGAGAGGGUUGGAAAGUCGUCAAUCGAGAUCGGCCAUAAUGCGAGUACGGCGGAUGCAGAUGCACCUCCGAGCUCUCCACUGACGGACAUUGAGGAUCUCACGGAGGAGAAAUCUCAAACAAUACCCACAACGCUGAGCCGCAAGCAAGCUCUCUCCUCUACUUCCUCCGUAACGAAGAGAUCGCCCCCAUUAUCGUUGACAGUACCGCGUCUGCAUCCCACGGAAGGGCUCACCAAUGAACAGCUACUAAAUCAGCAAACCCGCACAUCCCAAACGACAUCUCGACGGCGGCCCAUCUUCGAUUGUGUCCUCAUGUCACUUUCGCAUCGUGCGGGGAAGAGAGCUCUGUCCCCAGUCGCGCCCACACCCAGGAAGAGGGUCAGGACUGGGAGUGAAGGCCGCAGCAAGACAGGCCACCGACAUGAAGAGUCCCGCCAACCCCCUUCUAAUACUGGAGAAGAAAUUGAUUACGUCAAUCGUGAUUAUGCCACCGAUCUCGCCAUCGCCCUGAGCUCGGCGAAUAAUGCUAACUCGGCGAACUCAGGUAUACGAGAGCGCGUAAUGAGAAGCUCCACUGGCAAGCGGGCCGUUCGCAGACGCGUUCUUUCAUCUCCAUCGGAACUGGGACCUCUGACAACCACUUCGACAGUUGUCGUCUCAUCGGCUGUUACCGCGAAGGACACGCAGCAUCUCCCGGCAAAGAGGAACUUACCAGAACCCUCGAUCCCUGUGCCUCUGAUAUCGGAAAGCAUGUCUAUUUCUCGCGGCAAGGACGAUCGCCCUGCCAGGAAGAGUGCGAGUGUGGGGACAGAAGCACAGUCAGCGGCAUCCUCUACACUUGGGCCUGGGUGCAAGAUAGGUCCUCCCACGAGACAGGUCCGAGCUGUGCAACCCUCGCGAACUCCUAAUGUGGGACGCUUUACGGCUACUUCGGCCGUUACAGUUGAGACUAGGCACAUCAGUAAAAUAAAGAGCCGUAUACCGAAGAGUCGAACGAAAGCAGGCCCUCCAAACUUGCAUGCGGAUGUAAUGAAAUUGACAGGACAAGGUGAUGCAUCAGGUCAAUCUGCAAAUGCUUCGCGAGAAUCCGAACCUCACGCUGCUCCUCCGGCUCUUAAACGGAAGGGACCACCUGGCAUUUCCCCAAAGGAGAUGGAGAGUCGGGACAAACGUAAAGCGGACCGCAACGCUUCGGACCUACCAGUCGCUGACUCCGACGAUGAACCGCUGUGCAAUCGUAAGAACAAUCUCCGUGAGGGCAAGCGAAAGUUUAUAGAGGAACCGAUGCUUGCUACCAGCGAGGGACCAACGCCUGUGACUAACGAGGGAUCGCGUAUUUCCAACGAAGAUCGGACUAAGCUCGCGGUUCAAGAGGACAUCAGGUUACUGCGAUCGAUCCUUCAAGAUAUACGACGGGAACAGGAUGCAAUGCGAGUGAAGCAGGAGGACAUGCAUGCGAGGGAAGAUGCACUCCGGACGAUGCAGGACACAAUGCAGAAGAAGCAGGACGCAAUGCAGGACGCAAUGCAGGAAGCGAUGCAAGACACAAUGCAGAAGAUGCAGGACGCGAUGCGGGACACAAUGCAGAAGACGCAGGAUGCCAUGCAGGACGCGAUGCAGAAGACGCACGGCGCGAUGCAGACGGUGCAGGGAGAGAUGCAGACAACACUGAGGUCCACACAAGUUGAACUCAAUGUCGAGCGAGCCAGAUUGACUCAAGUUCAGCAGCAAUGCGACUCAGUGAAAUUUUUGCUCUCCCGGGCAGAGAGUUCGAAUCAGCAGAUGCCUCAGAGUACCCCAUGCGAGCAUGAGGAGGAAAUUCGACGAUGGUCGCACGUCUACGCCACCGCUGCCUUUCAAGGUCUUCUCACAAAAUUUUUUGAUGGUGGGAUUCGAGGUAUGAUCAGAUCUGAGGUCCCAAUGGGAAGCUGUAGUGAAAUGUCAAUGGCCAAAACCCCUCCUCGAACACCUGACAUACACCCGUCGGUCAAUCCAGAGAAGUCUCUCCGGGAAUCAAAUUCCGGUGGUGGUCUUGAAACCCAUCAAGAUUUGCAGCGCCCAUCCAGCUUACCUCCGCAAAUGCAGGUGUCCUAUGAUUCACGUUAUCAUGUCAGCACUUCCGCCGAUGUUUCAUAUAAUUCCCCGCAACAAAUAGCAACCUCGCAGGGAGGGACGUCCAAUGUUAUCCUCACUGCUGAUCCAAAUCAAUGGAAGGAAGAUGGCCAUGAUGAUGGGCAGGACUCUCGAAGCCAGGCUUCAGCAGCAAACGAACCAGGCGAAGGCCCUCAUGUCUCGUAUCCCCAGCCACACAAUCAAGGUCGAUCUGCUAGAAUGAGUGUGAAUGUCGACUAUCCGGAACAGUCGGCUACGCAUAGAGCUGAGAUCUGUGCAUCCUCAACCGAACAGUGGGGUGAGGGUGCAUAUGGCUCCGUUGAGGGUAGAUAUUCACCGAACAGGCGGGAAGGUCGAAAUCCUUCAGAGCAGGUGUUUGCUGCGAGAAGCCAUUUUCCGACGGGAUGGUCAUCGAGGACGCCACAGCCAAGAUCAAUUAGAGACGGAACAGCUGGUCCUGAGUUCCGUGGGCAAGAAUACCACAAUAACGACCACCGAGACCGUGGCGACUACCGUGGAGAGGGUAGCCGCAGCUCUCGCUACCAUGGUCGACGGCAAUAUGCCCGCUAUGAUCGCCCACCUAACCACACUAUGAAGCAAGAUUUUCGUUCCAACUGA